Messenger RNA from Cyprinus carpio (common carp), 4560 nucleotides. RefSeq names its product microtubule-associated protein 7b (gene map7b). Bases 356 to 2815 code for a protein of 819 amino acids. Gene Ontology annotation, cellular component: microtubule cytoskeleton. Lineage: Eukaryota; Metazoa; Chordata; Actinopteri; Cypriniformes; Cyprinidae. The record is from RefSeq and is a predicted model, not a curated record. The transcript has 19 exons. Gene Ontology annotation, biological process: microtubule cytoskeleton organization.
CUCUAUAAGGGCCUGAGAGAGAGAGAGAGAGAGAGAGAGAGUAAGACAGACCUGGAGAGAGACAGUGGCAGCAUCAGCAACUAGAGCAGCCGUGUCUCUCAGGCUUAAGGAAGAAGAGAGCCAGCCGCUUCUGUGGAUUACAGGAACGUCAGUAAGCCAGGCUGGACUGGAAGGAGUUUUGACUCCUCUCUCUUUCCUUUCAAUCUGUUUGCCGCGUUUUCCAGCUCUUACUGUGCCAGUUACUCUUCCUACUGUGUGCUGUAUCAUCUGAGAUCAUUCAGAGAUGUGUGGGGUGCUAGCUGACUGUUAGCAGUGCUGGGUACUGAGAGAGAGAGGCACAGGAGAAGAGGGGAGGAUGCCGGCCCCCCUCAGGUUGAGGAGGGGGGCCUGCAGGUCAGCUAUCCCAUCUCUCUCCACCAUCGCUGAGGAAGAGGAGGGACAGCGGAGCCGCAAGAGACGAAGGAAAGGAGGAGGCUCUGACUACCUUUCUAGAACAGAUGACAAGUCGUCAUGGAGUCGACCGGACUCAUCAGCCUCUGGACAGUACACGUACACCAUUCCCAGCCCUACAGAGAUACACAUCGUUACCAGACCAGAGCCUCUCAUGCUGAAGAAUGACGAAAGGCAGAGACUCGCCCGUGAACGAAGGGAGGAGCUAGAGAAGCAGAAUGUUGCACGGGGUUCCAAGUGGUUGGAAAGAGAGGAAAGAGCCCGACAGUUUCAUGAGAGACAGCUGGAGGAACGCAGGAAAAAGCUGGAGGAGCAGCGAGUGAAGGAGGAGAGGAGACAUGCUGCUGUGGAGGAGAAACGACGGCAGAAACUAGAGGAGGAGAAGGCCCGGUAUGAGGCUGUUAUCAGGAGGACCAUGGAGAGGAGUCAGAGAGCCAGGCCCAAGUCAAACCGCUGGAGCUGGGGUGGAACGCUCCCUGCUAGCACCUCACACAACAACGGUUUUGAGGAUUCUGCUCUCUUUUCAUUGGAUCUAGCUGGGCUGGAGCACUAUCAUGGUGUUUACAGCUUGGCGCGACAGCAGCAGUUUCGAUCGAAAUAUACUGACAGAAGGUCAGUCUCCACUAUGAAUCUGUCCAAACCCACAGAUCCAGUCAUUUCCAAACGCCUGUCAUCUUCCUCAGCCACCUUGCUGAAUUCACCAGAUAGAGCCUUACAGAAGCAGACAUCUCUCUCGUCGUCUUGCUUGAUUAAAAAAACACAAUCUAAAUCCCAAAUCUCCAAAAAGAAGAUACCUCAGGACAAACCAGCAGGUAUGCGUCGCAUGCCUCUUACUGCAUGGGAGAAUACAGUGAUCAGUCGACUACAGACACCAACACACUCCUACCUGGCCAGGAGUCGCAGCGCCAUGUCUUUGUCUGGAGAAGCAGUGACCCCCGUUUGUCCUCGCUCAGCCUCCUGUCAUCCAAUGAGCUCCAUGUCCUUCAAGUCCAUCCAGUCACGCAGUGCUGAGCGACCAAUCAAAGCAGGCCUUAAUCUUGAGAGACCAAUCAGAGCAGGGUUCAUCCCUCUGGACAACAGCCCUCUUAGAAAGACCACCCAGAAUUUGCCGAUUGACAGGAAGGAUAAAGAUAAUGUGAGAAAGUCAUGGAGUAACCUGUCAUAUCCCACUACCAAUCUGAGCCUGUUCACACACAAGAGAUCUCUUUCACCUGUCGGCCAUCGCAGCAGGGUCAGCAAUCCAUCCCCCAACAGGGGCUCUACUACUAAACCCCCUCAGAAGACACCUAACCCUAACAAGUCCAGGUCUCCACCUCCUCCAGCAUCAAUUCCUCUGUCUCCUAGUAACCCGUCCUUAUCGGCAGGCAAUCUCAAGCCUAACAGAGUGACAUCAGAGAGCCUGAGAGCAACUCCAGAAGGAGAGGGGGCCAAAAAAGAGGAUGUAGAACCUCCCAAAAUUGAACCAGAGUCUCCUGCAACCAAACCAGAGCCUUCUGCUGAAGUUUCUGGAAGUUCUCCAACAACACGGCCCUCUGCAGGCACAACAGAUCCUGAGGAGGCAUCACGUCUGCUGGCUGAGAAACGACGGCAGGCCAGAGAACAAAGAGAAAGAGAAGAGGAGGAGAAGAGACAGCAGGAAGAGGCUGAACGGGAGGAGAUGGCCCGCAGGAAGGCAGAGGAGCGGGCGAAGAGAGAGGAGGAGGCACAGCGGCAGGCUGAAGAGAAGAAGAGACGAGAGGAGGAGGCGAAGCGUUUAGAAGAGGAGAAAGCACAGAGGGAGAGAGAGGAAGCUGAACGCCUGCAGAAACAGAAAGAGGAAGAGGAGGCUCGCCAGAGAGAAGAGGCAGAGCGUUUGCGUCUGGAGAGAGAGAAACACUUCCAGAAAGAGGAGGCUGAGAGAAUGGAGAGGAAGAAGCGCCUUGAGGAAAUUAUGAAACGCACACGCCGAUCUGAUCAGAAAACCACCCCACAGAGAAAUGGCGAUGUCAGCCAGCAGAGCGGACAGAAUUCAGUGAGUUCAAUAUCCAGCAGCCCUUCAGUGACAGUGUCAGCCCCUCAGGCUCCGGAGACCUCUGAGACAGUAUGCAGUGACAGUAAUGGACACACAGGGCCCAGCUGCGUUACACCCAUACUGCCCACAUCAGGUCACAGUGUGGUUGUCCAGCUCAGAGAAAAUGGCACUGUCACAGAGGCUUUCGAGGAGGUCAUAGAGGUUCCCGUGGGGACCAAACUGUCCCGUCAAGAUGGAGAUGGAGAGGAGGUGGAAAAUGAAGAAGAGGAGAAGAGAAAGGUUCCCUUAUUGGCUUUCAGAGAGAAUGGCAGCAUGCAUAAUGUGAGUGGACUGGAGGAAAACCCGGCACAGUAAAGUUCAGGUCAGUCAGUCCGGACACAACAUGGAUUUGGGGUGACAUGCGAUGGCCCCUUUACCUUAUUUAGAUUUUUUCCCAUUAUAGAUGUAUGAAUAUUUAUAAUGGUGGAAAUGGAACAUGCAACACAGGAAUGAAAGAAAACUGAGUCGGAGGGAGAUCCCCUCAAUGCACUUUCCUUCAUUUGACACUAAGACACCUAAAAUAGCAAAGAGAAAUUACUAAAUUAAGAUCUCUUGGCUUCUACUUCCUGUAAUCAGAUCCUGUCUCCUCAAACUGAAAUGGUGUGCUUUAGGAACCACAUCUGUCAUCUUUCUAAUACUUGAAGAAAAGUGUCGUCGCUGUCGUGGAGGCUCCUGUGAAGUGCUAACCAUAAGGAAUGUGUGACAAGAGAAUGAUGUUUUUUGUGUUUGCUUAGAUUUAUGGCAAAACCUUGUAGUUUUGCUCUCGUUAUGCCAGCAAUUGUGUGAGUGGCUGAACUCUCUGCUUAGUUUUAUAAUUAUUGUUCAAAUGAAGAGAACAUAUUUGUUUCCCUCUUUGCAAAGCUUGAACAGAUUUUUGCCUCUUGAAUUAUGAAUUUUGAUAUGGUUUGCAAAGACCUCGUCUCACUCCACCUCAAUGUACGGCUCUCUACGCAGUCUGAGCGAAGCAAAACUGUCAUCCUAUUUUUUUGUGAUGUGACUGGGUGAAUCGGACUUGCUCAGGAACAUAUCCAUGAUAUGUUUAACUCAAAAUUAAAUGGAAAAAAGUAUUAGCGUUUAAAUUAAGCACACCCUUUCAUUUCUUAUUACAGUAAUUGUGGGGAAAAUUAUUAUAUAUUAUGUAAAGUGUGAAGUAUGUACAUUGUGUAAACAGUUGUUCUAUUGCCUGUAAUUAAUGCCGAUUCAAAUAAAAAAAAUGUAUUACCUUUUUUCCAUUAGAUUUUGGGAUGAAAUGUGACCUGGAUGUGUUUUGGUGAGAUUCACCCUGCUGUUGUUUUCAGUAGCAUUAAUCACAGACAUCCGAAAGCAACUUGUACUAUAGAAACUUAUGCUGUUAUAUUCAUUACAUUAAAUAUGACGUCUGUUUCAUCGGUAGAACCCAUACAAGCUAAUUGUUAAAAAUCCUUCAAAAGUAAUCAUAACAUAGUAAAAAAACAAGCAGAAUCUCUUUAAAUUGAAAUGCUGCUACCUGUCUUUCCUCUGCCUUAUCAGAUGAAGUGAAGUUUUGAAGAUUUGUUUAUAGAGCUGUUGUUAAAGGGCUGAUUUGAUUUUUUGUUUUUGAAAAAUCCUGUUCAUCAAUAAGCUCGUAACAUAUGACACCACCAUCAAAAGUAUCCUAUAUAGGAUGACAUAUAAAGCGAUUUAUCUUAUAAAAGACCAUCUCAGUUUGUUUUUGUUGUAGUCAGUAUCGGUGGAUGGUCAAUGGACACCAUGCAAAAAAAAGAAGCAGGGAUCAAUUACAUAUCUUGAAACCAAGAAACUGUAAAUCUUGAUAUAUGCAAACGCUAAGAAAGUAUGCAUAAAUGUUGCACAAAAUCUGUUUGUAAGAGGGUGGGUGAAGGUUUAAAACAAGUUUGUUUACUGAGACGUCAGGGAGCGAUUUCUCAGUGAAGAAACAGCACUUCUGAUAAAGCUCCCAUGUGCCCUUGACCUAACGAACAGCACUGAAUACCACUUUAAAAAACUGAAGCGUUUUCUCCCAACCAAGUCGACCUAUAUGCAUGUACAAAUGAUGAAAAUCAAUAAAGUUUUUAUCUGGAAAC